CAAAGCGAGAAAUGAGGGCACAAUUCAUUGUUAACAGCUGUACGUAUGAGGACAAUGGAGUGGUGUGUGGUGUCAUUAAAUGUGGAUAUGCCAGGAAGAAAAACAUUUGGCCUCGAAGAGUAGAAAGUCUGUUUUGGGUGAGGUGAAGCCCCCUGCAAGGGCUUGACGUUUGAGGUCAAUCCUUGUUGCUGCUGUUGUGGUAGUUGUGAGUUGAAGAGGGACGGUUGUGUUUUCUAAUCAGUACACUUCCCAUAUGAAGCACGUGAAGUCGGUGUUAGUGGUGGAUGGUCCGUUUUAGCGCCACCAAUUUCGAUUGGAGAUGAGUGCCCUCGACGGGAAUAAUAACAUUCUAAGGGCUCGUGAUCCUCAGAUUGCAUCUUGCUUCUGGUGUCUGGAGGCCAAUCCCUCUCUGAUGAUGUGCCUCAAAUGUGGAGAGGAAAUUUAUUUCUGCUCCCCGGAUCAUCUUAAAUAUCAUUUAUCGCCGGAUGACGGCCAAGAUGGGCCAUGUCUGCCAUUCCAAAUUGACUAUGCACCUCCAGUGGGUCGUUUUAUGACAGCCACCAAGGAUAUUGAGCCGGGGGGUCUGAUAUUUCAGGAGCUGCCACUCGUGGUAGGCCCGACCAGUCAGAUCGAAGGCCUUGUUUGCGUGGAAUGUUUCUGCAGAUGCGAUGGUAGCGUUCGAUGUGUCCACUGUAACUUCCCAUUAUGCUCCAUCAUAUGUCCCCGUCAAAGACCGCAAAGAUGGCAUCAAACCCUGGAAUGUCCAGUGCUUCAAGGACAAGGCUUUCGUGCUCCGGAUCCCACGUUCAGCGGGAUUGAUGAGAAAUCGAAGACCAAGGACGAUAUGAACGGCACCCUGCGUCUGCUGACGGCCUCGCUUCUGCCACUUCGUCUCAUUUUACUCGAGGAACUCGAGAACUCGAAAUCAACUUCGAGCAUGCUCGUCUCUCCGAUGGGUCCAUUGCCUGCUUCUUCUUCUGCUUCUACGUCUCCACGUCGUGGUCCUUUUACAUUCCAUGGAGACGCUAAAGAUGAAUUGGUUCCUCCAAGGCGAGCCAGUAACGGCUAUGAAAAUGGAAAUGAAAGUGGCUCGUUGUCGCCCGUGGUUGAUCAAGCAAAGCCUUCCAUCUUGUUAGACUUGCACGAGCGAAUGACGCGGGUCAUUCAAGAGGAAUUCAAACUGGGGUACAAUGAGGUGGAAAUUUGGAACUGUGUCGGCAAAAUGCUCACCAAUGCAAAGUCCUUGGAAGGAGCUGGAUUCGGAUCGGGAUCAGGCUUGUUCGAGCGCUAUGCCAUGAUUAACCAUUCAUGCAUACCAAACACCAAGUGCACCAUAAACCCGAAGAAUUAUUGUCUUGAGCUAAGGGCGCGCACAUUCAUUCAUAAAGGAACGGAAAUCACCACCCGAUAUGUGUCUUUCAACAUUGGUCUGCCUGACAAACAAGUGGCCUUGGAGGGUCGCUGGCACUUUCAAUGCAUAUGUGUACGAUGCCAAGAUCCGACGGAAUUGAACUCUUUUGUCAGUGCCCUUAGAUGUGAACCCUCUCUGAAAUGUGGCUCGUCAAACGGGCCUCCUCACUGUGACAGUUACUUGGUUCCAAUGGACCUGGGAUCGUUCUGGUCAUGCUUGAGCUGCCAGAAGGUGCUUGCCAGGAAAAAGAUCAUUAAGCGUCUUGGAAAUCAUUCCAAAAUAAUUGGACAAACAAUGCAGCAAUCCACGCGGCCCAAGUAUCUGAUCUCGCUGUUGGACGAACUUUGCUCGGAUCUUCACCCCAACCACUACCUUAUCCUAGAGGUAAGGUAUUUACUCAUGCUCUCACUAGCCAAAGAGGACUCGUCUCGGGCCAAUUGCUCCACUUUGGUUGAGAUCACGCAGGAUCUUUUAGCAAUCACGUCGAUUUUGGACCCGGGUCCAACUAAAACCCGAGGUAUCAUCCUUAAGCACCUAAUCCCGGCUUGGCGACGAUUGGCGCAAAUGGAAUUGGACAUGAAGCUCAUUCCCGACGAGACCUUUCGCCAAAGAAAGGAAAUGAGCCAUAAAUUUGCCAAAGAUUUGAUUUCGUGUUACAAGUGAAGCCCUGAGGCCCCUGAGGUACUGUAUGUAGGGCUGACAUGAAUUUUACAGCCCAUGAUUCCCUCGCCUCAUUUCCCUGAAUGAUGCCAUGGAGGUUGGAAUUGGACCGGGAUUCAUUACCAUGACCAACUUAAUGCCCUAUCUACGCACCAAGAGCCAUUUCAAUACACCAGGGUGCCAAAAUCAAGACUGAACACCAGAAAAGUCAGUAGUAACGUUUAUACAUGAGACGAUUUUAUUUUUGCUCAAACAACAGUCUGUUGUACUCCUCAACAUUUGUUCACACUUCGAAUUAUCAGCCCUCCACGAUAUGGGAACGCAGGGUCUCUCUCCAUCUUCUUUGCAUAAUACUGUACUAUGUAUUACUCGGAUUAAAUGAGAUUGAAAAUGGC
This is a messenger RNA of Tigriopus californicus, 2466 nucleotides long. RefSeq lists its product as uncharacterized. The record is from RefSeq and is a predicted model, not a curated record. Gene Ontology annotation, molecular function: protein binding. The transcript is spliced from 4 exons. Lineage: Eukaryota; Metazoa; Arthropoda; Copepoda; Harpacticoida; Harpacticidae. Bases 320 to 2074 code for a protein of 584 amino acids.